GGGGCAGGUGCAGGGCGGCCCGUGGAUGCGCCUCGGCCCCGAUCUCCGCGCAGGGGACCCUGACCGACAUGCGAGGCUGAAGCCAGGGCCGUCGCUGCUGAACAUGCUGAGGAAGCUGGACAAGAUCAGGUUCAGAAGUCACAAGCGCGACGACUUCCUCGACCUGGCCGAGUCCCCCAAUGCCUCGGACACUGAGUGCGGGGAUGAGCCGCCUCUGAGGGCCCCACGGGCCACGCCCCGAGACAGUGAGGAGAUCCGGGACCCUGCGGGGCCGGGAACCGUCAUGGCCGCCGGCAUCCCCGAUUUCCACCGCACUGAAUCUGACCGGCUUAAUGAGCUCAAAGGCCACCUGGAAAUCGCCUUGUUGGAGAAACACUUUCUGCAGGAGGAGCUGCGGAAGCUUCGGGAAGAGACCAACGCCGAGGCCCUGCGGCAGGAGCUGGAGCGGGAACGGCAACGGCGGGUGGAGCUGGAGCAGAGGGUGCAGGAGGCGCUCAAGGCCAGAGCCGAGGAGCAGGCGUCCCAGCAGCCCCCUAGAGGACCCGUCCCUGCCGGAAACGGAGCAGAGCGGCGGGGCCAGGGGCUGUGUGCACGGAUGCAGAAAUGGCUGUACGAGCACUUUGGGGAGUACCUGGAGGACUUCCGCUUCCAGCCUGAGGAGAGCCCGGUGGAGGCUGAGGAGCCUCUCAGUGCCCGCAGGUUAACGGAAAACAUGCGACGCCUGAAGCGCGGGGCCAGGCCCGUGACAAGCUUCUUGCGGAACCUCUCAGCCUUGUCUGACUGGUACUCGGUCUACACGUCUGCCAUCGCCUUCACCGUAUACAUCAACGCCGUGUGGCACGGCUGGGCUGUGCCCAUGUUCCUGUUUCUGGCCAUCCUGAGGCUGUCUCUCAACUACCUCAUCGCCAGGGGCUGGCGGAUCCAGUGGAGCAUCGUUCCCGAGAUCUCCGAGGUGGUGGAGCCCCCAAAGGAGGACCUGACUGUAUCUGAGAAGUUCCAGCUGGUACUGGACGUGGCCCAGAAAGCCCAGAACCUCUUUGGCAAGAUGGCUGACAUCCUGGAGAAGAUCAAGAACCUGUUCAUGUGGGUGCAGCCCGAGGUCACUCAGAAGCUGUACUUCGUCUUGUGGGCUGCCUUCCUCACCUCCUGCUUCCUCCCCUACCGCCUGGUGGGGUUGGUUUUGGGACUCUACGCGGGCGUCAAGUUCUUCCUCAUCGACUUCAUCUUCAAACGUUGCCCCCGGCUGCGAGCCAAGUACGACACCCCCUACAUCAUCUGGACCGGCCUUCCCACCGACCCCCAGCUCAAGGAGCGCAACAGUGCCGCUGCUGCCCGCAGGGUGCAGACCACCUCUGCCCGCAGCUACGUGGCCAGUGCGCCUGCCGGCCUGAGCAGGGACGAGGACACAGGCCGCGUCCACGGCCCCAAGAAGGGAACUUUCCACGAGAUCUUCAACCUGACAGACAACGAGCGCCCACUGGCAGCUUGUGAGAGCGGCUGGCGUUGUUGCCUCAUCAACAGAGACCGGAAGAUGCCCACGGAUUACAUCCGUAACGGGGUGCUCUACGUGACCGAGAAUUACCUGUGCUUUGAGAGCUCCCGAUCCGGGUCCUCCAAGAGGAACAAAGUCAUUAAGCUGGUGGACAUCACAGACAUCCAGAAGUACAAAGUCCUCUCCGUGCUGCCUGGCUCUGGCAUGGGCAUCGCCGUGUCCACGCCGUCCACCCAGAAACCCCUGGUGUUCGGCGCCAUGGUGCACCGUGACGAGGCCUUCGAGACCAUCUACGGCCAGUACGCUAAGAUCACGGCGGCGGCAGCGGCAGCGGCUGCGGCCACAACCAGUGACACCUAGCGGGGUGGAGGGCUCGGCCGGCUGCCGGUUCUGUUUCUUUUGCGUUCUCGACCAUCGGGGAGCGGGACAGGCACUGGGGCGGCCUGGUCCUCCUCGGCCACGGUCCUUGGUGCUGACCCCAGUACCUGCCAGCCCCGGGGAGCUUGGCCAGGGCAGCUGGGACCCACUGGCGGAGUCCUGGCUGCGAGGAAGACCCGGGAGGGACUCGCAAGCUGCAGCUUUUCCAACCAAAGCCAUAGCCGAGAGCGGCCGCCACAGGGCAUGGGGAGCCUCAGCACCAGGAUCUCGGGGUG
Messenger RNA from Suncus etruscus (white-toothed pygmy shrew), 2145 nucleotides. RefSeq names its product GRAM domain containing 4 (gene GRAMD4). Lineage: Eukaryota; Metazoa; Chordata; Mammalia; Eulipotyphla; Soricidae. Gene Ontology annotation, biological process: negative regulation of toll-like receptor 9 signaling pathway; apoptotic process. The record is from RefSeq and is a predicted model, not a curated record. The transcript is spliced from 19 exons. The coding region runs from base 26 to 1852 and encodes 608 amino acids.